AUGUCGCAUCUCGAAGUUCUCAAGAAGCCCGUCGUCUUCUCCAACGGCGUCUCUGCGCCCAAUGCCACCCUCAAGAGUGCCAUGACCGAGCGUCUCUGCACGUGGUCCGACGAUGACUUCAAGAAGCGUGGCUGGCCCACACCUGAGUACAUCCAGCUCUACAAGACCUGGGGCGAGGGAGAGAUCGGCACCAUCAUCCUCGGCAACAUUCCUUGCGACGCCCGCUACCCCGAGGCCAAGAAGAACGCCUGUAUCGACCCCGAGAUCGCCUCGCACGACGAGUACGUCAAGGCGUACAAGCCUGUCAUUGAGGCUGCCAACGCUCACGGCUCGCUCGUCAUUGCCCAGGUAACCCACGCUGGUCGUCAAACGUCCGAGGAGGUCGCCAAGACCCCUGUCUCCUCGUCGGAUGUGCAGUGCCCUCCUGGCAUGGGCAUGACCUUCGGCAAGCCUCGCCCCUUGACCGUCGACGAGAUCCACGACAUUGCUCGUCGAUUUGGCUUCGCUGCCAAGGUGCUCUACGAGGCCAAGUGCAACGGUAUCGAGCUGCACGCUGCUCACGGCUACCUCCUCUCGCAGUUCCUCUCGCCCCGUGUCAACAAGCGCACUGACCAGUACGGCGGUGACCUCGAGGGCCGCUCGCGCAUCGUCUUUGAGAUCAUCGAGAGCAUCCGCAAGGCUGUCCCCGAUGAGAAGUUCAUCAUCUCGAUCAAGAUCAACUCGGCCGACUUUGCCGAUGGUGGCUUUGACGCCGAAGAGUCGUUUGCCAUGUCCAAGAAGCUCGAGGCUGCCGGUGUCGACCUGAUUGAGCUCUCGGGUGGCACGUACGAGAGCAGCGGUUUCGAACACAAGAAGGAGUCGACCAAGGCACGUGAGUCGUUCUUCAUCGAGUUCGCCGAACGCAUCCGCCCCAACCUGUCCAAGGCGAGGCUCGCGGUGACUGGUGGGUUCCGCUCGUCCAAGGCCAUGGCCAAGGCGGUGGAGGAGAAGUCGUGCGACAUUGUCGGCAUGGCCAGGCCUUUGUGCGGUGAGCCGCUGCUGUGCAAGGAUCUGCUCAGCGGAAAGCAGGAGAAGGCGAGGGACGUCCACGCCGACUUGCCCAAGCAGAUUGAGAUCGCUGCCUGUGUCGUGCAGCUUAACCAGGUCGGCCACGGCGCUACACCCUGCGACACUUCCACCGCUGAGGGCGCCAAGUUUGCUACUGACGCUGUGAUGCAGCGCAAGGAGCCCGAGCACGGUGGCGAGAAGGACCAGAAGGCAUGA
Messenger RNA from Kalmanozyma brasiliensis GHG001, 1263 nucleotides. RefSeq names its product NADH:flavin oxidoreductase/NADH oxidase, N-terminal. The record is from RefSeq and is a predicted model, not a curated record. The transcript has a single exon. The coding region runs from base 1 to 1263 and encodes 420 amino acids. Lineage: Eukaryota; Fungi; Basidiomycota; Ustilaginomycetes; Ustilaginales. Gene Ontology annotation, molecular function: FMN binding; oxidoreductase activity.